UUCUCUUUCUAUGUCUCCAUUUAUUAGCACUUCAAACUGUGUCUUUCUCUCUCUAUUCCUUCACUCCGUACCCUUCUCUCUCAGUCCCGAAAUUUUUCCCAUUUUGCUUCAACUUCUCUGUGAUUUGAUUAUCCAUAGCAUAGCCUUGGUCUUUCACCGUGGAAAAAAAAAAAAAAAAGCUCUUGCGGUGGGUGCUUGCUUCUUCCCUUUCACUUCACUCAAAUUCUUAGCUGACCCAACUCAUUGUUUCAACAUUUGCGUUUGAGUUUGGCCACUUUAUUUUCGCCCCUAUUGGUACUCUUAUUGUCAUCGUGUACGUUAUUUUUAGUGUUUGGAUUCAGUUUAAGUUCUUAUGUUUUGAAUAGCCUGAAUUUGGUGUUAUUCGUUGUUUGGCUGAUGAGAAUCAUUUCAUAGAUGGGAAACGAGUUUGAAUCAGAUUCAUUUGGGCGAGAAGUAAUGCCUGUGUAUAAGCACAGUUUGUACAUGCCUCUAUUUACAUUUGAAUCCAUGAAUACACUGUAUAAGGCUUGGGCUUUUCUAAAAUUACUCAAGAUCUACAAAACCUUCAUUUUAUCAAAUAGUCCCAACCCCCCUCACCCAUUUACAUUAGGAUUACCAUAUACACAUUUGAUCCCAGCUAAAAUUUUUACUAUGGAUCUUUAGAAUUUUGUACUUGAUUCAUUUAUGAACCUGGCUAUUUUAAACUUCUAAAGUUUAAUAACAUCAGGAAAGUUGUGAGAAUUUUAUUUGUUUGGUAGAUUUGACUCUUGAUUGUCUGGUUGGUUCAGUCAAAGGAGAUUUGAAGGUAAGCAAAUAUCAACUAUGAAGUGGAUUAGGGUUUGUAUACUAGUAUCUGAUUGCUUUCUUCCAAUGGAGAUCUAGAGAUACAGAGAAUCAUACUAUUGCAAUUUUGGUGUGUGUUUGUUUGAAGUGUUUUGGUUUAGAUUGCAUCAGUUAAUUAAUGGUGAAUCAUGUUUCUAAUUGUGGUUGUAGUUUCGUCACAAUUGCUGUCAAGGGGAGUCAUUGAGUCAAAAAAACCUUUACAUUGUGGGUGGCCGCAAUUGCGGUUUUCUGUCUUUAAUUGAGCUGAAUGACAUCGUGUAAUUCAUGUACCCAACCUCACCUAGUGGGAUAAGGCUUUGUUAUAAUUGCUUCUGGAAGGUUUACUGAAUUCUGCUUCAAAAAUGGGAGUUGAAAAAGAAGGGACGAAAAGUGGAGGAGGUUAUGUUGGUGGUUUUUUCCAGUUGUUCGACUGGACCUCAAAAUCUCGUAAGAAAUUAUUUGCUACCAAGUCAGACUUGCCAGAGCAUUUAAAACAUGGAAAAAAAGUCGAUUACAGUAUGGCAUUGUCACAGUCCUCCUAUCUGGUUGAUGAAGAUGAAAAUGGAGUAGGAGCAAGUGUUAGAGGAAGUUGUGAUCAUAGUUAUGCUUCUUCUGUAACAGAUGAUGAAGCAUGUGGAACAAGGGCCCCUGGUGUUGUUGCCAGGCUUAUGGGAUUAGAUUCCUUGCCUCCUUCCAGUUUUUCUGAUCCUUAUUCUACCCCAUAUUUUGAUACCCGAUCCCUUCAAGACGCUCAGUACUUCAAGAACAACCAGCAUGACCAUCAGACCCCAUAUUCUGGAAAGCUGGUUGAAAAGGUUGAGGGAUCUUCUAGGAAUUUCAUGGUUGAAAAGGCUGAGGGCUCUUCUAGGAACUUCAUGGAGCCAAAGCCGCAAAAGGCCCUUACCAGGCCAAUUGAAAAGUUCCAAACAGAAGUAUUGCCUCCAAAAUCAGCUAAAUCAAUUCCUGUUACACACCAUAAACUUUUGUCCCCCAUUAAGGGUCCUGGCUUUGUUCCUACCAAUAAUGCUGCUUAUAUAAUGGAGGCUGCAGCAAGAAUUAUUGAGCCUGGAUCCCAAGCCAGUACCAAGGCUAAGACACCUCUAGUUUCAUCAUCAACACCAUUGAGAGUUAGAGAUCUUAAGGAUAAGGUGGAGGCUUCACAAAAAGGACCUUUAAUUGGACCAUCCUCCAUGACCUCUAGAACUCGAGAUCUGAAAGAGAAAAGAGAAUUUUCUCAAAGAACUACUAGGCUUUUAGAAUCUUCUCAAAGAUCAGCCGAAUCAAAUGCUGCCAAGUAUCUAAAAGGACAGUCUUUGAACAGAAGCUGGAAUGGCUCUGCGGAUACAUCCAUCAAAUCUCCUACACAUGAGGAAGAAACUUCUUCUAUGAAGAAUAAGGGGAAGUCCAUUUCACUUGCAAUUCAAGCGAAAGUGAAUGUUCAAAGAAGGGAAGGUUUGAGUUUGACUGGUGGCAGAAGUUCAAUGGGCCAUAAAGAGCAUUCAGAUGUUAAAUCCAAUCAACCAAUGAAGGCAAAUAAUGUUCAGAAGAAUUUGCAUAAGAAAUCUUCUGGUCAGAAUUCAUCUGGUGCGCUCAGACAGAAUAAUCUGAAACAGAAUUAUUCAAUUGACAAAGACAAAGUACCAUCAAAGCCAUUGGUUACCAAUUCACACAUUAGGAAAGUUUCCACUGCAGAUUCCCCUUAUGGACGCCAUAGAAGCUCUAGUAAUAAAUCUGUUGCAAAAUCUAAAGUUGGUUCCAGAAAGUCAUCAAUGGAGGUGACAGAUAGUGAAAAGGAAGUUUUGUAUACCAGCACAAACAAUUUUCCUAGAAAGAAAAGAUCUACUGACAAGGACUGGAAUGAUAGGGUUGUGGACAAUUUGUUCAUUGAAAAAACUCAGAAGCCUGUUAAGUCUAACCUUGUGAGUAAUAAACAACAUAGUUGGGGCGAAGAAGUUAAAAAGAAAGACAUGGAUGUAGUUUCAUUUACAUUUACCACUCCAUUAACAAGGAGCAAUCCAGGUUUUGAGACACCUGGACAAGCUGGCCAGAAUAAUAAUGGUCUUUCCUUGGAUCAACGCAUUAAACGAGUGUUGCUUGAUCCAGAAAACACAAGAUCUCCAGUUGGAUACAAUGUGAUUGGUGGUGAUGCCUUAGGUAUCUUAUUGGAACAGAAGUUGAGGGAAUUAACAUGUAUGGAAACCACUUGUCAUGACUCUUCUAAAAUGAGGCACCCUGCCACUAGUGCACCAAUGUCAGUUGAUCAAGUAACCGGCCUUAAUAUGGUUAACCUCGACCUAAAGUUGCAACAGAAAAAAGACCAAGAUGUGUUAAGCAGCAACUAUGAUUCAGACAUCUCCUCUGCCGGUCCUCUUGAAUUAUCAUUGAAGCAUAACUCAUGGAUUGAUGAGAUGGAACCACAGUUACUCAAUUGCCGCCACCCAAGUCCAAUCUCUGUUCUCGAGCCUUCUUUUUCAAUUGAAAGCUGUGAAUCUUCAUUCAGUACGGAUGUUACUAGUACAGAAGGAAGUAAGCUGUGCUCGUCUGUUCAAACUCAAGAAGUUCAUAGCUUGAAUUUUUCAAGGAAGUUCUAUCCUUGUGAAUCUGAUGCAGAGUUAUCUGAUUCAGCUUCUUCAACAUCAGCUGGGAACAUAGUGAAGAAGAAGCACACAAGUACAUUUUCUGUCACAAGGUUUGGAGGCUCCAAAACAUGGGAGUUGGACUAUGUGAAAGACAUAUUGUGUAAUGUUGAGUUGAUGUAUAUUGACUUUUCCCUUGGACAAGCUAGCGAGGUUAUGAACUCUCAUCUAUUCAACCAGUUGGAAGGCCGCAAGGGAGGGUUUAAGUGCGACGACGAGUCUAUGAUGAGAAGGAAAGUUACAUUUGAUUGUGUGAGUGAAUGCUUGGACUUGAGAUGCAGGCGUUAUGUAGGGGGAGGAUACAGAAUGUGGAGCAAAGGGUUUGAAAUGGUGAAAAGAAAAGAAUGGUUGGCAGAAGAUGUGUACAAGGAGAUCACAGGUUGGAGUGGAAUGGGAGAUUCAAUGGUUGAUGAGCUUGUGGACAAGGACAUGAGCAGCCAGUAUGGAAGAUGGCUAGAUUAUGAGAUUGAUGCUUUUGAACUCGGAUCAGAGGUUGUGGACCAAAUUUUUAAUUCUUUGGUUGAUGAUGUUGUCACUGAAAUCUUGCAAAUGUAAAACACCUUAAUGAUUGAUUUUGCGGCUGUUUGCUAUUGUGUAUUGUCUUAUUGAUUCAUAGAAAUAGCAUGAUCAAGUCUAUAACUAUAACUUUUUGUGAUAGAGGCUGCUGCUUUUCACUUGACAUAUAUGGAUACCACCUUCAGUUGCUUUAUA
Cajanus cajan (pigeon pea) is the source of this 4169-nucleotide messenger RNA. RefSeq lists its product as uncharacterized. Lineage: Eukaryota; Viridiplantae; Streptophyta; Magnoliopsida; Fabales; Fabaceae. The record is from RefSeq and is a predicted model, not a curated record.